CGUGAGACGGAGACCAGACCAGAGAAGUAAAACCAAAGCGGCGCACGCGACGCCUGAAACGGGGAGAGGAGAGAGAGCCGGUGAAGCGCGCGGCGAGCGGAGGCAGAGGGGCGCCGCGUUCGCCCGGUGAGAGAGACGAUGUCGUCCAUCGGCUCCUCUAACAUCGGCUUCCAGCUGCUGAAGAAAUCCGGGUGGAAGGAGGGCACCGGCCUCGGUGCGCAGGAGCAGGGGCGGUUGGAACCAGUAGAAACUCGUGUCGAGAACAACAAACGCGGUUUAGGUUCCAAAGAACCAAAGCCAAAGCCAAAGGUCGAGGAUGAUGUUGAAACAGCUCCUAGUAAAAGACCCAAGGACGCGCCGGCAACGAAGAAGGCAAAGUUGGCCGCAAAGAGGAUACGAAAGAUGCAGGAAGAGGAGAAGAGAGCACAAGAGAGGGAAUUCGAAAUUGCUUUCUUCAGGGAAUUUUGGCCUGAUAAUGUGUAAACCACAAACCUGACAGCGUUGCACCCGUUGGCAUCAGCUGAUAAUGCCAUUGUACAUCUUAUCGAUGCUUCUGCAGUUUGCAACUGCUGUUCACUGUUUCUGUCUUUGUUCUGGUCCAAGUGUUGCAUUUAUUCAGCUGUAGAUGUUUGUGCCCUGCAGAGAUAUGUUGUAGUAACUUGUAACAGACGUUCUUUGAUUGUAGAAAAUGUCACUUGGAUUUUUUA
Messenger RNA from Triticum dicoccoides, 707 nucleotides. Its product is annotated as G patch domain-containing protein 11-like. The record is from RefSeq and is a predicted model, not a curated record. Bases 139 to 483 code for a protein of 114 amino acids. NCBI's taxonomy places the organism in Eukaryota, Viridiplantae, Streptophyta, Magnoliopsida, Poales, Poaceae. The transcript is spliced from 4 exons. Gene Ontology annotation, molecular function: nucleic acid binding.